AUGUCAAAAAAGAACGACGACCGCAAAAACAUCGUUAUCGUGGGCGGUGGUGCCGGAGGCUCACGGGUCGCUCACUCACUUUCUACCAAGCUAGAUACAGCAAAGUUCAACAUCGUUCUGAUAGACGCACGUCCGGACUUUAUCUUGUUGCCUGCAACGGCAAGAGCAGUUGUCUCCAACCCCAAUAACCUCGAAAAGCGAAUCCUCGUACCGCUGAAGGACGUCUUCUCCAAGAAUAACGGCACCUUCAUCCAAGCAGAAGUCACUGGGAUCGAAAAAUCCGAGAAUGGUGGUGUUGUGGUGUUGUCCAACGAAGAGCGCAUUCCGUACGACAUUUUGGUCCUAUCGCCUGGUUCAAGAUGGACUGCACCCUUUGCUUUCCCGAAUAACAACAUUCGAGACUAUUUCUAUGCCAGCAGAGCCAACAUCGAAGCCGCUCAGAACAUCGUCCUGGUCGGUGCUGGGGCAGUUGCUAUCGAACUCGCUGGCGAGAUUGCUGAUGUUUACCCGAAAAAAUCAGUCACCAUAGUUCAAGCCGCAGGGAUGGUUUUGAACAAGGUUUAUCCGGACAAGUUCAGACGGGCGUUGGAAAGUCGGUUAAUUGCACGCAACAUCGAACUCAUCUUUGGCGAAUAUGUUGAAGAUACCCAGAUUAAAAACGGCACCAUCAAGACUAAAAGCGGAAAAGUCAUCAAAGCAGAUCUAGUGAUAUCGACUGUAGGUCCCCAACCCAACACAGAAUUUAUCGCCAAAUCAUUAGGUUCCGACGCGUUAACGGAAAAUGGGUAUAUCAAGGUCGCACCUACUCUGCGACUAUUGAACCAUCCCAAUAUAUAUGCCGUCGGAGAUGCCAUUGAUUAUGCUGAACAGAAGCAAUACAUGAAGUCGAUCAACCAAGCUAACAUUGUAGCGGCGAACAUAAUCGCCUCCAUCCACAACAAACCCCUAUCGCCUUAUAAAGGAUCAAGAGAAAUUAUUGUCAUUACUAUAGGAAAAAACGGUGGUGUGGCAUUCUUCGACGUUCUGUGGGGAAUUGUUCUUGGAGAUUGGUUCUGUCGCCUCGUCAAGUCAAGAUCUUUGAUGGUCAAUAGGCUGAAAUCACUCAUUGGACUAUAG
This is a messenger RNA of Psilocybe cubensis, 1116 nucleotides long. Its product is annotated as Apoptosis-inducing factor-like protein B. The record is from RefSeq and is a predicted model, not a curated record. Gene Ontology annotation, cellular component: cytoplasm. The coding region runs from base 1 to 1116 and encodes 371 amino acids. NCBI's taxonomy places the organism in Eukaryota, Fungi, Basidiomycota, Agaricomycetes, Agaricales, Agrocybaceae. The transcript is spliced from 5 exons. Gene Ontology annotation, molecular function: electron-transferring-flavoprotein dehydrogenase activity; flavin adenine dinucleotide binding.